AUGGCAUCACUGAUGGGCACUGUCGCGUCAGUGUUUGCGGGGUCUCCGAGAACCCCAUCAAGUGGAGAUUUGACGGAACAGCUUGCUAAUGCCGAAGAUUAUCUUCGGAUCCCACUCAGAAGCUCUGAAGAUCGUGAAAGCUCUGGUCGGGUGGAAUCCAGUGUUCGAGCCGAGAAACAGAAUCGUGUCCAUUACCCCAGCCAGCUUGUUAUCGGCGAAGACGACGUUGAGAAGAUUGAAAUACCCUGCCCUCCACCCCGGAAGAUUCCUCGGGCAGAGCGCCUCUUAGCUGUCAUAAUGUCACCCAAUAAUCGACAAAGCGCACACUCGCAUGGCUUGGUUGGGAAGCCAUUACUGUACUUUACGAGUGUUUUCGUAUCCUUGGGCGUCUUCCUUUUUGGUUAUGACCAAGGUGUUAUGUCUGGGAUCAUAACAGGCUGGUAUUUCAAGGAUUACUUCAAUCAACCCUCGCGAGCUGCAAUAGGUACGGUGGUUGCGAUCCUCGAAGUAGGGGCUUUCAUAUCUUCUCUACUUGUCGGCCGACUCGGCGACUUAAUCGGACGCCGCAAAACGAUCUUGUAUGGCUCCAUAGUAUUCUUUAUUGGCGGUGCAUUGCAGGCCUUUGCUACCGGGUUGCCUAUGAUGAUGGCCGGUCGAAUCGUCGCAGGUUUGGGCGUUGGGGCCUUGUCGACAAUUGUACCAGUCUACCAGUCUGAAAUAUCGCCCCCUCACAACCGAGGGAAACUGGCAUGUAUCGAGUUUACAGGGAACAUCUCGGGAUACGCAGCCAGCGUCUGGGUGGAUUAUUUCUGUAGCUUUAUAGAAAGUAAUUACUCAUGGCGCCUACCGUUGUUGUUCCAGUGCGUCAUGGGUGCUCUUCUUGGUGUGGGUAGCCUCAUCAUUUGCGAGUCGCCAAGGUGGCUGUUGGACAAUGACCACGAUGAAGAGGGUAUGGUUGUCAUUGCAAAUCUAUAUGGAAGUGGAGACUUGCACAGUGACAAAGCCAGACAAGAGUAUAGAGAGAUCAAGAUGAACGUUCUUCUGCAAAGGCAAGAAGGCGAACGAUCUUACGCUGAUAUGUUCAGGCGUUACUAUAAAAGGGUCUUGAUAGCGAUGUCGGCACAGGCCUUAGCUCAGCUCAACGGUAUCAACGUCAUCUCGUAUUACGCCCCGCUUGUAUUCGAAUCAGCAGGUUGGGCUGGCCGUGACGCUAUCCUGAUGACUGGGAUCAACGCAAUCUCGUAUCUGGCCUCUACAGUACCUCCAUGGUAUCUGGUGGAUCGCUGGGGGAGGCGCCCCAUCCUUCUUUCUGGAGCGGUGGCAAUGAUUGUUUCACUCUCCCUGAUUUCCUAUUUCAUAUAUAUUGACGUCGUGGCGACACCUACUCUCACUGUCAUCUUUGUCAUGAUCUACAAUGCUGCUUUUGGUGCAUCAUGGGGACCCAUACCAUGGCUCUACCCCCCGGAAAUUCUCCCAUUGAGCAUUCGUGCAAAGGGCGCAAGUCUCAGUACAGCCACUAAUUGGGCUUUCAAUUGGCUUGUCGGAGAGGUCACGCCUGUCUUACAAGCUGCUAUCAAGUGGCGCUUGUACCUGGUGCAUGCGUUUUUCUGUGCCUGCAGCUUUGUCCUGGUUUACUUUUUAUAUCCGGAAACGAGUGGUGUCCGCUUGGAAGACAUGAAUUUGCUGUUUGGGGAUGCAACUACUGCCAUGCCAACACCAGCAACUCAGGGAGAACGUGGCUCCCUCAUGAGUGCAGGCUCUCCUGUACCUUCGCUUGACAUCAGACGCCAGUAUGGCCGUCUUGGGGCAGACAGCGCCAUUCCUGGCUUGGACAUUGACCCACCGAAUGUAAGUUCUAGUACCGGUAGCAAGCCUGGCAGGACAGGCUUCCGGGAAGACACUAGUAGUCGCUCAGAGGGCUUUGGAGGCUGGAUUUCGAAUAUGAUUACCCGACACAAAGGAUCGGAAUCAACAGGACAGGCCGGUCAGUAUAGACGUCUUGGGCAGGAGGAGAAUGAGUAG
Molecule: messenger RNA, 2022 nt
Organism: Aspergillus vadensis CBS 113365
Lineage: Eukaryota; Fungi; Ascomycota; Eurotiomycetes; Eurotiales; Aspergillaceae
Product: putative MFS monosaccharide transporter
Exons: 8
Coding region: 1-2022 (673 amino acids)
Biological process (GO): carbohydrate transport; transmembrane transport
Cellular component (GO): membrane
Molecular function (GO): carbohydrate:proton symporter activity
Source: RefSeq, a predicted model, not a curated record